GAUUGGUCACAACAAUAACAACCACCACCACCAUGGCAGCAGCUGGCGCUGACAUGAAGCCCCUUCAGCAUGCCAUGAAAAUAGCUAAAGUGGCUAUACAAUUGGACGCAGGGAACCGACAUAAGGAAGCUUACUGUGAAUACUUGAGGAGUAUCAACUUCAUCACCCACUCACUUUUGGAGGAUGCUGUAUCUAGGCAGGGAGAGAUAGUAGAGGUGGAAAAGAUGUUGAGGCUGGCUGAGCAGUGUUUGGAGAGAGCCAAGUCCUCCUUCAUAGGAAGGAGAGAUGAACCUGCAACCCCUAUCUCCUACACGACACCUAUCAACUUGGCAGCACUCAGCCUGACCACAGCCUUAGCAGUAAGCCCUGGAAAGAUUGUUUCGCCACAACCACAAGAGCCGGUUAUUUACUCGGGGCCUAAACAUAACCCCAGGCCUGGACAGCGCAAAGUUCUCUCUGAGGGUGGAGGGGAGGUCAUCACCUUCCUGUCCCCAGAAAUCUUCCAGAGUUUGCAGAUAGUGGAGUCGCAGGAUACCAGGAAGGAACUUACACCCAUAGAGGAGGCCUCGCGGUUGAACCAGAAGUUGAAAGAAAAUUAUGAAGCUCGUCUGGCCCGACUCCCCCCUGCACAGGCCCGUACACAGAAGACUUCCCUGACACUCUCUCUUCAGAGGCAGAUGAUGGAGAACCUAAUCAUUGCCAAGGCCAGGCAAGAUGCUCUACAAAGGAAGAUGGAGGAGAGGAGACUGCGGCUGCAGGAGGAGGCCAACAGGAGAUUUGCCACAUCUGGAACAAUUACUGCAGAAGAACAGGAGCAACGUGUUUUGUACACAAAUGUUUUGGAAUAUGAACAAGAUCAUGACUGGCCCAAGCUAUGGAAAGCCAACAUUAAGAAAAAUCCUGAUGAUCCCACAUUGGUGUCCGGCCUUGUUUCAUGUCUUCUCAGCUGUCCAGACCACCCUGUGAUGAUGUUACUGAAAAGGCUCCAGUACAGAGUUUACAACAGGCUCUACCCAAUCGUGAGUAAGAGUCUCCCUACAAGUCCUGCCCUGCCCAUGAAACCCUCCCACAGUGCCCAGAGCCUGUUGAUGUUAGACUCUCAUCAGAACGUGUCAAAAUCCGAAGUGGGCCACAGUAUGUCCUCCGAUGCCUCUCUCAAUAUCUCCUUCUCCCAUGACCAUAUUGCUAACGAGGAGGAUAGUGAUGGGCCCCAUACACUGGACAGGGAGAAUUCGUUUGAGGAUCUGGAGCAGUUUCUGACACAGUUGGACUGGGCUCCAUCACAUGGGGACCCUGACGUGACCUUUGAACAGUCACAGUUGGAUCAGGAGGAGCCUCUCGUUCAAGACUUGGAGAUGCGUGAUCUCAAGGAACACCUCAAGGCUAUUGUGAAGGACAUCCAUAUUGCCAUUGAUCAACUGCUGUCGCUAUGUCUUCUCUCCUUUGAGUGUCUGAACACAGCCAGUUCUAAGGACCUGUGUGUGGCCAGCAUAGAAGAAGCUUUCUUCACUCCCCUCUGGAGCUCUUUGUUGGCUCUCUUCAGGAAGGUCCACAGAGAGAGGGAGCUGUCCUUUGAGUCCAGUAUGAGGCUGUAUCGGGAUGCCUCACCUGGUGAUGUUGGUGUCCCAUCGAAACUGUACCCCCAGGACCCUGUCAUGCUGCAUGGUUCCUACCCCUAUGACUCGGCAGUGCAAGAGCUUCGCUUGCUGUGCAGAGAUUGCUGUCCCCAGAGAAAGCUGGAGUGCAUUGUUCGAACGUUGCGUCUGAUCUGUGCUUGUGCUGAGGACUACUCCUGCCUUCAUGAGGCAGAAUCCAAAACUGCAGCCAUUGGGGCAGAUGACUUGUUGCCCAUCCUCUCCUAUGUGGCUCUGCACUGUGAGCUGCCUCAGUUGGUGUCAGAGUGUGCUGCCCUGGAGGAGUUCAUUCAUGAAGGGUAUCUGAUUGGAGAGGAGGGCUACUGCUUGACCUCCAUGCAAAGUGCUCUGCAAUAUGUGGAGUCAUUGCACACAGGAGGGUUUCAGCUACACAACACUAAAUUCACCUGAUACAGGAUGAAGAUUUGUUUAGAACAGACAUAGAGCGGUUGGGGCAGUGUUGACCUGAUGGGUCUGUGUGCUGGAGGCCUGGCAGGGAGGAGGGGAGAUAAGACACUGACGGUCAUAUGGCUGGAUUGUUCAGAGUGCUUCCGGACCAGAGGAGAAAACAUGCCAAUGCGAAUCAGGAGGAGUCCAGACAACCGCAGAGGACUAACUUUAAUGCAUAACUCGCGCUCAUUGUGUGUCCCCUUGAAUCCCUUCAAGUCCACUUACCUUGUCACACACAUGCAAGCUGAAAUCUCAGUCAGAGCUCGGAUCCUAUCAGGACCCAUUAUGCCGUAACAGACUACUCAGUCCCAGCCUCCUUGGCAUAAUACACUGCUCCAUUCCCAGACAGAUCCUCGCAACUCUUCCACCUCCCCUCAUAACAGCCUAUUACACGUACACACUCCGUGUGGUGCUGACAUCCAUUAUACACAGUCUAUAAAGCAAGAACACCCGAGUGGGCUCCCAAAUGGCACAAUCAAGGGUCUGGAAUCAUACCGGACCCUGGUUUGAUUCCAGACUGUAUCACAACUGGCUGAGAUUGGGAGUCCCGUAGGGCAGGCCACAAUUGGCCCAGUGUCGUCUGGGUUUGGCUGGGGUAGGUCGUCAUUGUAAAAAAAAAAACAUUUGUUCUGUAACUGACUUGCCUAGUUAAAUUUAAUUUAAAAAUAAAAAAAACCUCUUUCCAUGACAUGGACUGAUCAGGUAAAUCUACAGUACACAGUUUUGUUGUAACCCUUGACAAACACACCUCAUUCAACUCAUUGAGGGCUUGAUGAUUAGUUGAAUCAGGUGUGCUUCUCCAGGGUUAGGAUUCAAAUGUGUAAUGUUAGUGUUACUGGAGGACCAGGGUAGGGAAACACUGGUGUAAGGUACAGGAGGAGCUAGAGGUGAAGCAGAGGAAUGUCUGUACCUCGGGUGGCCAGACCUGGGUUCAAAUACUAUUUCAAUUUCUUUUCAAUAGAUUUCUAAACAAGUAUUCAAAACCUUUAUUUGAAGAAGAAAAAAACAAGUAGUUGAAUAUUGGAAUGUAUUUAUAAAUACACUGUGCGUGCUGGUUGCGUUUUUGAGCGGAUUACUUUUUUGCCUUUCAAAGUUUGUUGCAUUAUGGGGAUAAAAAUUGUUUGACUUGCGCCUACAUGUUGACUGCAAACGUCAACUGAUCAAAGGUCGUGAAAUUGUGACUGCAGGUUUAUGCAGUUAAUCUAUGAGCAGCUAUCGCCUGCAUGGUUGACUAUUGUCAGCUAAUCAUUUGGGUGUUUUUGUUUGACCCACAACAAAUGUGACCAACGACAUGAAAGAAACAGGAACCAACUCUUGUAUACAGUGGAUAUGUACAAAUGAAUGUGAUAUUGGAGUCCCCCUCUCUCACCAAUUGAUUGUACAAUGUACAAACAUAUUUUCAGGUUGUGAGUGCUUGAUAUGGAGGUUGGAGACAUGUUUAUUUUGACGACGUUUAUAAAAUAUGUUCUUUAUAAUGUCAACACUGCCAUGUUGCACUGAACUUUGCUGUUGGAAAACCACAUCAGUGUCUGACUUUCGGUUGUCACUGAUGCACCUCCCCCUACUACUUAACUCCUCAACCUUUGUCAACAGUCGGUUGCUUUAGCCUUACCACUCAAACAAGCCCACUGACUCAAAUACACUCCCAUGCAUUAAACUCAGGUAUUUACUUUCAUAUACAAUUUGGUUGACUACUUGGUUUUUACAAAUAACCAUUCAAAAACUCAAAUAAAAGUACUUGUUUUUUGCUAUGUAUUUGAAAAUACUCAGAUAAAAUAUAUUUAAUAAACAAGUAUUAAUAUACACAUGCACUGUAUUUGAACCCAGGUCUACUGGUGGCCUGUUAUAUCAGCCUAUAACCCUGUGUGGGGUACAGUGUCCUGGCUCUAGUGUGAUCUAAAGCAGAGGAUGCAGCAAUAGGAAGCCCUAGGUUGAGAUAGUUGGGCUAAACUUGACAACAGCUGUUAGGUGGGUUCAUCCUCACCAAAGGACCAUGCCAGGUGGCCUGGAAAGUAUGAAUGACAGCUACCCAGUGCAUUUGACACCCCAUUGCCUGCUGACAUCUACUGUUCAUGUCAACAUUGGGAACUAAUCAUCUGAUAAGAUGUGUGUGUGAGGCCAUGCUCUGACGAUGCUGGCGUGAGAUCAAACUGUCCUCUCCAUCUCUCCCUGACCUCAGAGCUGGCCACAAAGUUGAUUCAAGUCUGUGGAGUGUGUAAGCCUCCAGAAAGGUCUCCAAAAACACCAAAUAACAAUAUUUUAAUAGAUACAGCAUUAAACAGACAAAUCCCUCUGCUCUCUCAUCACACCACUCUUGAGUUGUUUCCCUGUCUGUCAUAUGUGGACCCGACCACACACACACCCACCCACAUUAUUGUAACUAAGGUUCAUUGUAACAAAGAAACACUAAUACUUGCAGGUGCUUAAGUGAUAAGAGCACGUGUUCAAAAUGUUAUUUUCAGAGUUUCCUAGAAUGUAUCAAGUGAAUCUGUUGCCUGCCAGUCUGUCUCUCAGCCUGACUAUAUGUUGUGGUUUCUUUUGGCCUGUGAAUGUGAGAUGUUUUUUUUUUUAAUUGACAACUUAAGCUUUGGUAAGCACUUGCUACACUCACACGGAAAGGGGAGCAUGAUACUGCCAAGGUCUCAUAUGUUUUUCCGUCUGUUUUAAUCCCUUAACUGAUUCACAUGUUUUAAAGGGGGAUCGGUCAAUCCAAUGUUUUAUGAAA
Molecule: messenger RNA, 4809 nt
Organism: Oncorhynchus gorbuscha (pink salmon)
Lineage: Eukaryota; Metazoa; Chordata; Actinopteri; Salmoniformes; Salmonidae
Product: VPS9 domain-containing protein 1-like
Exons: 16
Coding region: 33-2045 (670 amino acids)
Biological process (GO): vesicle-mediated transport
Cellular component (GO): cytosol; endocytic vesicle
Molecular function (GO): small GTPase binding; guanyl-nucleotide exchange factor activity
Source: RefSeq, a predicted model, not a curated record